AUGGAGCUUGAUGCUUUCUUCCAAAAACAUCGAAUUGAUUGGAGGUGCAAGGGGCUCAGCAUCGGUUUCAUAGCACCAGCUGUAUGGUAUGAUCAAAACCCGGAAACUGUUAUUCUGGAAAGGAUACGAAAAUUAAGGAAUUUGUUAAUCAAGCAUCCAAAAGUGGGUGUUUCAUCAUCAGAUCGAACCGCGGGAAUCAUUGAAGCGGGUAAAAACAGAAAAAUUGGAUAG
Diversispora eburnea is the source of this 231-nucleotide messenger RNA. Lineage: Eukaryota; Fungi; Glomeromycota; Glomeromycetes; Diversisporales; Diversisporaceae. The record is from the annotation of a GenBank genome assembly.